AAGAGAUGUUGGGCUACAUAAUUCUGGCCAGUUUAGCACUUUACAGAAUAGCAAAUGCUGCUGAUGAGCGCGAAAUCGAAGGCAAAGUUGUCGUCGUGACUGGAGCAGCGCAAGGAAUCGGCUAUGCUAUCGCCGACAACUUUUUAGCUAACGGUGCCGGUGUUGUUAUAAUACUGGACAAAAACUACACCAAAGGAAGCUGAGGAGAAUCUAAAAUACAAAUACGGUAAUGAUAAAGCGUUGUUUCUUGAGUGUGACAUUACGACAGACCUAUUCGUUUGGGAUCGACUAGUUGAAUACAUCCAGAAUAUUGACGUGCUAGUUAACAACGCUGCCGUAAUCGACGUGGAUAAUCCAAGAAACACCAUUACCACUAACACAAUAGCCUUGAUCGAAUGGUCCAUGAAAUUCUCCGAACACACAAGAUUGGAUAAGUGCGGGCACGGCGGUACUAUUAUUAAUGUGGCUUCAGUGACUGGACAUUGGGUGGCACCAUUUUUCCCGGCCUACAUAGCAUCGAAAUAUGGCGUAGUCGGGUUCUCUAAAUCAUUUGGCCAUGCAUAUAAUUAUAAAUCAACUGGUGUGAGGGUCGUGGCUUUAUGCCCAAGUUUCACGUUAACUCCAUUGGUAUUCACGAAAAUUGUUUCGGAUGAGCAGGAGGAUGCUUUUGACAGAUACAGGAGUAAUCAAGUAUGGCAAAGCGCUGAUGAAGUUGGCAUAAGAGCUGUUGAGGUCUUCAAAAAUGCCGAUUCGGGGACAUCUUGGGACGUGGUCGGAGGAAGUCCAGCCUUCGAAUCACUCUCCACCGAAUAUAUUACCAUACCUGACGAAAUAAUUCCUGAAGGAACAUGUCAAGUUGAUUGUGAAUGUGACUGA
Messenger RNA from Bombyx mori (domestic silkworm), 876 nucleotides. RefSeq names its product alcohol dehydrogenase 1. The record is from RefSeq and is a predicted model, not a curated record. The transcript has a single exon. Lineage: Eukaryota; Metazoa; Arthropoda; Insecta; Lepidoptera; Bombycidae. Gene Ontology annotation, molecular function: oxidoreductase activity, acting on the CH-OH group of donors, NAD or NADP as acceptor. The coding region runs from base 403 to 876 and encodes 157 amino acids. Gene Ontology annotation, cellular component: cytoplasm.